Molecule: messenger RNA, 426 nt
Organism: Eremothecium cymbalariae DBVPG#7215
Lineage: Eukaryota; Fungi; Ascomycota; Saccharomycetes; Saccharomycetales; Saccharomycetaceae
Product: rhodanese-like domain-containing protein
Exons: 1
Coding region: 1-426 (141 amino acids)
Cellular component (GO): mitochondrion
Molecular function (GO): thiosulfate-cyanide sulfurtransferase activity
Source: RefSeq, a predicted model, not a curated record
AUGACGACACAAAGUUUAUGGGAACGAAUUAAAGAGGCUUGGCAGGGGGAAGCCUAUGUGUUGAACUAUGGAAUACGUAAGUAUCAGUUUCAAGAUAUCAAGGAACUAGUCUUGAACCCCAGGGUAGACAAGUUACUAGUAGACGUCAGGGAGCCACAAGAAUACUCCUCUGUUCACAUUCCAGGCGCCCGCAACAUUCCGUACAGAUCGCAGCCUCGUGCUUGGGAAUUGGAUGAGGCUUCAUUCAGAAGACAAUAUGGCUUUAAAAAGCCUCCUCUUCAAGGUGUCGAGUUGAUUUUCUACUGUCAGGCCGGGUCAAGAGCACUCGAGGCUGCCGACCGUGCUGAAGCAGCAGGCUACAGAAACAUUGCAACCUACCCCGGCUCAACAAAUGAUUGGCUAGCCAAUGAAGGGUACAAGCUCUAA